Prinia subflava (tawny-flanked prinia) is the source of this 6312-nucleotide messenger RNA. It is a transcript of the gene PASD1, whose product is annotated as PAS domain containing repressor 1. NCBI's taxonomy places the organism in Eukaryota, Metazoa, Chordata, Aves, Passeriformes, Cisticolidae. Gene Ontology annotation, cellular component: cytoplasm; CLOCK-BMAL transcription complex; nucleus. The coding region runs from base 369 to 2804 and encodes 811 amino acids. The record is from RefSeq and is a predicted model, not a curated record. The transcript is spliced from 22 exons. Gene Ontology annotation, biological process: regulation of transcription by RNA polymerase II; circadian regulation of gene expression. Gene Ontology annotation, molecular function: DNA-binding transcription factor activity, RNA polymerase II-specific; RNA polymerase II cis-regulatory region sequence-specific DNA binding; protein dimerization activity.
GCCGCGUUACACAACCGGCCGCCGCCACCGCCGGGAGUUUCACAAGUCCCGUCGCCGCUGCCCGCAGCCCGCGCCCCCCGUGCUGCCCCGGACCCGCCGGCACCGCCACCGCCCGCCCGCGCUCAUGCCAUGUCCCCGCCGGGCUGCGGGAGCCCGCGGCCAGCGGUAACCCCUGCGGCCGGGGGGGCACCGCGCCGGGGCUGGGCAUGGCACUGAGAGCCGCUCCGGGACGCGCAUCUCCUUCCCGGACGGAUUAAUUGUUCUCCGUCUCUAUUUACAUGGUGAUAAGAAGUGCUCAUCCCACUCUGUCAGUCUGGACUGAUGAAUCUGAGGAAUAGAACAGAGCCCUGUGUUGUGUAAACGAACUGAUGGAUGAAGAUGAGAAGGACAGGGCAAAGAGGGCAUCACGCAACAAAUCUGAGAAGAAGAGGAGAGACCAGUUCAAUGUCCUCAUCAAAGAGCUCUGCACCAUGCUGCAGGGCCACGGCCACCCUCUCAAGAUGGACAAGUCCACGAUCCUGCAGAGGACCAUCGACUUCCUGCAGAAGCAGAAAGAAAUCACAGCACAGACAGAAGCCUGUCAGAUUAGACAAGAUUGGAAGCCUUCAUUUCUUAGCAACGAGGAGUUCACCCAGUUGAUGUUAGAGGCACUAGAUGGCUUUCUCAUUGCUCUGACCACUGAUGGGAUUAUUAUUUAUGUAUCUGAUAGUGUUUCAUCUCUGCUAGGACACUUACCGUCAGAUUUGGUGGACCAAAAUAUAUUGAAUUUUCUGCCUGAGGGGGAGCAGAGCGAGGUGUACAAGCUCCUUUCUCCACACGUGCUCAUGACAGAUCCCGUUGCAGCUGAUUUCCUAAAUGUGGAAAAACAAAUAGAGUUUUGUUGCCAUUUAGCAAGAGGCAGCUUAGAUCCAAAUGAACCCCUGAUGUAUGAAUAUGUGAAAUUUGUAGUGGAUUUUAAAUAUUUUACUCAUGUGCCUACACCCUCCUGUAAUGGCUUUGAGUCAGCAAUUGCACGAGCUUUCAGGUCAGCCACGGAGGAGCAGAUCUGCCUGGUGGCCACCGUCCGUCUGGUCACGCCCCAGUUCCUGAAGGAGCUCUGCAACGUUGAGGAGCCGUGUGAAGAAUUCACAUCCAGGCAUAGUUUAGAAUGGAAGUUUUUAUUCUUGGACCACAGGGCUCCACCCAUUAUAGGAUAUUUACCCUUUGAGGUGCUGGGAACAUCAGGGUAUGAUUAUUACCACGCAGAUGACCUGGAGCUCCUUGCUAGGUGCCAUGAACACUUGAUGCAGUUUGGAAAAGGCAAGUCCUGCUACUACCGGUUCCUGACCAAAGGGCAGCAGUGGAUCUGGCUGCAGACACACUACUACAUCACCUACCACCAGUGGAACUCCAAGCCCGAGUUCAUCGUGUGCACUCACCUGGUCGUGAGUUAUGCAGAAGUUCGGGCCGAGAGGAGGCGAGAUCUUGGCCUUGAAGAGUCAUCAAUUGAACUGGCAUCCUCUUCUCUAAAGAGCCACAGCAGCUUCCUGGCCGUGGGGCCGUGCGGCAGCCAGGACGCCGGCCGGGAGGGAGUGUCCCUGUCCUCGCACAGCUCCCGCUGCUCCUCGCACACCACCCUCUCCAACUCCACCUCCACGUCCUCGGUGCGGCGCACGGACAGCAGCACUCCCACGCGGCCCGCGGCGCCGGGGGACAAGGCAGCCCUGAGGCUGGCAGCCACGGGGGGCACGCAGGCCCCAGGCACUCCUCAAGCCCCUGGUGAGCUCCUCUCUCAGCACCCCGUGGCUCAGCUGGCCGUGCCCUCCCAACACCCUGUCAUGCCAGUGUACCAUUUCCCCUCCCAGCUGGGCAUGAUGCACCAGCUGAAGGAGCAGCUGGAGGAGAGGACUCGCAUCCUGCAGGCUGACAUCAAAACACAGCAAGAGGAGCUCCACGUCAUCAAGGAGCAGCUGCAGCUGGUGCAGGACUCCAACCUGCAGAUGCUGAUGCAGCAGCCGAUCCCCCUCGUCUUCAACACCGUGCAGCAGCCCAGGACCCCCAGGCAGAGCCCAGCCAAGAAAUCCCAGCAGCCAGCCCCCGUGGGGACAAAGCACUACUGCAGCACCCCCCUGCUGUCACCACACCCAUUCCUCAGGGACCCCUGUGGCACAGCCCCCCAGGCACAGCAGCAGAAGCAGCAGCACCCAGUGAGAGGCAGCCAAGGCCAGCAAACGUGUGUGCCAGGGCAGACGAGCAUCUCAGUGCCCUUCUACAGCAACCCCGUGGUGUUCUCCCAGGCACACCCCAUCGCCCUGGCUGCACAGGAUGAGAGGCAGCCACCAGCUGAGUACAGCCAGGACAGGAGCCUCAGGAUGCUGUUGGAUCAGUCCAUCCAGGCCAUGAUGCCCACAGCCAACAGCAGUUGCCAGCCCGUGCAGAGCAGUGCCAGCAGGCAGCAAGGAAAGUUUGGUGCAGAGCAGCAGGGCCUGCCCGCCCCGGUGCAGGCACAGCCCCGCAGCGCCGCGCGGGCGCCGGCCCCACCGCCCGUCCUGGUCCCACACCCCGGGCUCAGCCCCCACCAGGCUGGCACCCCCCUGCACCUGCACCAGUGGCCACAGCAGCAGCUGCAGCAGCACCGCCUCUACCUGCAGAUGCAAGGCUCUGAGCUGGUGCCCGGGGCUCCGGCGCAGCGCGCUUUCCAUCCGCCCCACGCCCCGCAGCAGAACCCCCUCAGCUACUUCCUGCACCCGCAGCAGCAGCAGAGCCACCACACGCAGGGGCAGCCCUGCAACCUGCCCGACCUGCCCGAGAUGCAGCUGCCCUGAAGGUCUGUCCUGGGACACCACGAGGAGCACACGGCUGCAGGAGAGCCGCGGCAGAGCGCGGCGCCGCCGGCGCGCGGCACGGAGAGCUCGGGCUGCCCGGGGAGCUGGUGGCUGCAGGGGUGACCCUGGCAGGGCUGCAUGGCUGCAAGGGCCCCGUUGGUUGGGAUUUGCAUGCAGCCAGCUCCAGCAGGCUGCUGUUCCAGCAGCGGGGUGUGCCCUGGGCCAGCCCUGGUGCCACUGGAAGGGGUGGCACGCUCGCUGCAGGGAGCUGAGGUGUGUCAGGCUGUCACGAAGCUCGGUUUGCAAUGGAAAAAAAAAAAACUUUUCCAUUCAGGACUUCAAUGCUGAAAGUCACUGUGAAUUUAAGCCCAGCAUUUGGAGCACAUAGACUGUACCAGUCCGCAGGACACCGUUGGAUUACCGUGUACAUAACUCGUUUUGCUGUAGUAGGUCCAUUGUGAAUUCUUUUUCCUUUUUCUAUACCUCAGUCCCGCAGGUUUUUUUUCCAGGAGUUUGGAUAAUGCUGCUAAUUUACAUAACACCACUUUUGCCUGAAUUUCUUACUGUUGUUAUACCAGCUCACAUCGCAGCUAGUACAAUAUUUGUCAAGUUUUAUUUUUGGUUAACAAGUGAAGAAAAAUUUGUAUGGUUUUUAAUCCCUGUAGCCAAAUAUUUUUCAGGUUACAGACAAAGAAUCUUUACUCUUUUUUUUUUUUUUUUUUCCAAGUGAGGUAGUUGUAUAUGUUUCUAUACAUAAAAACAAACAAACAUGCAUAGAACAGCAUAUGACAGCAAACUUUGUGGUUUUGCUAGGUCAUGUUUCAAUUUGGCAAAUCCAAAAUGUAUAAUCACAACACACGAUGUUACAAGCCCGUAGGGUCAGCAAUAAAUUGUAUUUUUGUAAAUUGUCACUUUUUAACUGUAAGUUUAUAUUCAUGAAUUGAAAAAACAGUUUAUUCCUCAGUGGGUGUAUAGUUAAGUGUCCCUACUGUUUUUUGUCUUUCCAAAGGAAAAACUAAAAAGUACAUUUUUGAAGUGUUAGUAGCCGAGUACUAACUUUGGGCACUGUUAGAGCCCAAAUGUAGAUGGGUUUGGCCAUUACUAUAAACUUUGCAAGGCAGUGGGUGGUUAGGACCAGGACUAGCAGUAAAGCUCCAGCUGGCAGACAGAGCAAGGUUUAGAGAGGAGUUAAUUCCUGAUGUUUAGUUCCUAAUGUCUGUUGAAACCAAGCCGAGAAUGCUUGGUUUUGCCUUUUUUUUUUUUCUUUUUUUUUAAAUGAUGUUUUGGGGUGGUUUUUGUUUCCUUCUUUUCUUUCUGCAAGCCACUUUCUGGGCACUGCAGCAGCUGGCGUUCCUGGCAUUCCUGGUGUUCCUGGUGUUCCUGGUGGAGCAGUUUUUGGCACAAGCAGCUGCCAGCAGCCCUGUGUCUCAAGAAAAGGGCACAGCAGGGCUCCUCCAGCCCUGGCACACCCAGGGCUGUGUCCCAGCAGCUCUUCCUGGGGAAGGGGAUGGAUUUUUGCUGUGCCACAUUGCCCAGGGGAUGUGGCAGGGGGAGGACAGGCUGCUGGGGCUGGGGUCAGCGUUCACAAGGCCCUGGGGUGCUUUGGGGUUUGGGGCAGGGCAGAGGUGGAUCUGUGAAUAAAAGCUGUGCCAAGCCCUGGCUGUCCAUGGGUCCCCUCACUGCUGGCAGGGGGAUUUGGAGCACCUGGGGCAAUCUGGAGCUGAAAUAAGAACACCUGGGGCUCUGCAGGUUUGUUCUGUAGUAAGGACCAGCACAGAGCCUUCAGGGUAAGGAAACUUUUGUUUUUAAAGCACUGUUAGUUUUAGGGUCUCCCUCUCCCCACUCUAAGGCAGCAGUGGUGCUCACGAGGACGUGGUGGGAAGGGGUUUUAUUUUGGGGAGUUGGUUGUGGGAUUUUUUUCCACCACAGCCUUGGCACAUAACAUUAGAGGGGAGGCAAACACACAGAUCUGUGUUAGUGCCCCAGCACUGCACAGUUUGUGGCUCAGGGUGGCUGCCUGGAGGGAAAGGCUGUGAUUUCCCUGGCUCCCCCAUUAAACCUGCAUCACCCCAGCUCAUCCCCAUGGCUGGUGUGCAGUGUCCCCUCAGCACAAACCCAGCACUGGCAUCAAAUGGAUCCCACAGGUGCUGGUGGUUGCUCAGGGGCUUGAGGGGGGUAUUUAUUUAUUUAACAGGGCUUGGCAGGGAGGCAGCAGAGGCAGAGCAGUUUUCUGGCAUUGCUGUGGCUUUGACAGUGAAUCCAAAAAAGAAAUAAAUAAAUAGGGUUGGGAAGGGGUUCUGGGGGAGGUGGGUGCAGCCCUGGGCACUGCCCUGCUGAUGGGGGGCACAGCCCCUGCUCCCAGCCCCUCCCAGAGGAGCACAGGAGCUUGGUGAGGAUGUUUACAUGUUAGCUCAGCCUUGCUAAAAGCAGAGACCUAAAAAUGCACUUUAUCACGAGCCCCCCAAAUUCUGAGAGCCCCCCCAGUGGUCAGCCUGGCUGCUGGGUGGGGGCUGCACAGUCCCAGGCACUCCCUCACGGGCAGUGAGGGAAAAAAUCUCAUUUUCUCAACACCUUCCAAAAGACAAAAUCCCACCCACCCUUUCUGGGGCUUGCUUGGUCUUUGUUCAGCUUGCCUCCAACCAGGGGCAAGGCUGAAUCAGGGCCAGGGGGGGGUUUUGCCUUAUUAUUCUCACUCUCCAAAAAAAUCAGACGGGAUUAAAAAAUUCUCUUUAUUCAGGUUGAUUUGUAUUUGUUUACCUCGGUGUUAGCCAUGACCUGUGCUUUUAUGACUCUUUUGGAAUUGAGGGUUGCUGGGGGGUUUGGUUCAUGCCCCCACAGCCACCUACAAGAAAACAGAAGUGUGAUGUGGUGAGGAGCAGAGGGCAGGGACGUGAUCAGGUUGGCCUCCAGUGUUGGUGUUGACCUAUCAGUCAUAAAUAUUCUGAGGUUUUUUAGUACACAAGUACCUAUAUACUAUAAUUAUAUAUAGAUAUACGUGGGUUUAAUAUACAUGUAUAUGUAUGCAGAUGUAUAUCUAUAUAGAAAUAGAUAUAGGCCACACAAUUCCAGACCUCUGAAAACACAGGCAGCUUUAAAUAAUAAAGUCUUGCACUUUUAGCAUAUUUGUACAUAUAAGCUAAAGCCUGGUGGGUAUAAUCAGGCUGAUUUGACAAAUAUAAUGAGAAGUUAUUGUAUAUAUUGUAUACAGUCCAUGCAAGAAAAGAAAAGAAGAAAAAGUCUAGAAUUGAGUAUAAAUCUUGGUUUAUUUUAUAUGAUGUUGAAUAUAAAUACAUUUAUAAAUGUUACUAUUCUUAAAAGUAUUUUGUAAUGGGAAAAAGUAAGUGUCUUAUGAAGAUGAACAGUAAAGAUUUUAUUCUUGUUUUAAAUCUAUGUCCCUGCACAGCUCCAUUGAAUGGGAGCCCAUGCAUUUUGACAAGCUUUAAACAGAUUGUACAUAGUAUUUAAAAAAAAUUAUGAAGAAAUAAAAUAAUACUUGUAGGACCUCUUA